UAAAAAAUGAAAAGUAUUUUACAAGACACAUCAUAAAUAUUCACCUAGAUUUAUGAUGUGUCACGAGUCCUGUUAGUGCCUCCUGUUAUAUGCCUUUUUUGCAAUGUUUUGCUUUCUUAAUAAUUUCUUUUAUUACAGUGUACUUAUGACAGUUGGUAUCAGUAAAUUUAUUGAUUUUCACUGCAAUUAUUAAGGACAAUGUUUUCAGGUUGUGAUUUAGUUCCUAUCUCUGUCUUUUUCUUAUUAUACUGAAUAUCUUUUCCUUUUGCCAUGCAAUGCAAGGGAGGACCUGCAUUGCUGUGUGACAAAAUCAUCAUCAACCUUACUAUUUUACAAAGAUUAUAACUUUUUGUAAAAUUCCACAAAUCUCAAAGUAUCAUCUUGUUUCUUUUCUUGAGAAAGCUCAUACUUGUAUGACCUGUAUAUUCUUAAGUUAUGAAUCAGAUGUUUCUUCUUUUUGGGCAGAGAAACUAUGGUGCUGCUCAAUAAUUUGGUCUAACUGUAAAAGUAAACUAAACUUGUUUCCUUCUGCUGAUGAAUUGGUCAUAACUGAUUUAACUGCCAAUGUGAUGACAAUAACAUUGCCAGACUUGAAGAUGCAAUUUAUCAUAUCUGCCAUUUAAAAUUAUCAUAUUUAAGCUAAAAUUUUCAUAUAUAUACCAACAUACAUACAUACAAAAAUAUCAAUCUUGGUUCUUUCCCAAUUGAACAAAUCUGAGAAUGUUGUUCUGGUUCGCUUUAGUCCUUCGUAAAAUACAUAAAAUGUCUUUGGCAUCUAUAUUAGACUUGUUAAAUAAAGUGUUUAUGUAAUAAUAUCAAAUUCUUUAAAAACACUGAAAAAGGAAAAAGUGACCUGUCCACUGACGAAGCAUAUGGUUGGCAACUAUGCAGAGAAGUGUUUGACCUCACUACAGAUUUUCUUGACGUUUCUCUAUCAACUUGCAUUGCCGUAUCAAAGAAACAAGUCUAUGUUGUGCCGAGUUGUUUCAUGUCUAAAUUGUAUUUAAAUUAAAACUGUGUACACUUAUUAUGAAUUUAUUAUAAUUUUAAAUGCAUGCUUUUAGCUAUUAUCAAGUAAUGUGCUUAUUAAUAUGCUUUUAUUACAAUCUUGUUUGGUGUAAUGUUGGGCCACAUGCUACAUUUAGUAUCCUCAUCAUAAGCUUAUGAAAAUGUCGUAAUGUUACAGAGUUCUAACUUGUAAGUGAACAUGAUUAUAUAGAACUUACUUGUAACAUUAUUAUAAACUUCUUAAUAAUCCUGUGAUGUGUCAAAUUCUGCAUUUGGUAUUAUGUCAUCUCUCAUAAACGUAACUAAUUAAGCAAGUUUAGAUAAUGCAUUCUAUAUUCAAUCUUAACUACAAAAAGUAUUAAUAGUCAUAUUAAUUUAAAAUAAAUUAAGAUAGAAGGAUAAAAAGUUUAUAAGAAUCAAUUUUGACUUAAAGAUGUUGUACAGAGUAUCUUUGUCAAAGGAGUUUAGAACAGUAUUGAGACAAAUUCAUUUCAAUAAUGUAAAAUUUGGAAAUUUAGGAGUUUUGUCAUAUGUCACUGCCAAAAGAUUAUCAUUUGUUCCUUUUUAUGAGAGGGCUCUUCAGUUUCCAGAACGUCUGGCUAUUGUUGACAGAUAUGGAAAGUACACCUAUAGGGAUAUACUGCAUCAGAGUAUCAUCUUGUCUCAAAGAAUAUCCGACCUCCUGAAAGAAAGAGGAAAGAGUUCACAAGAAAGAAUAUCUUUUCUGUGUCAGAGUGAUGCAUCUUAUAUUGUUGCAAAAUGGGCCUGUUGGAUAACUCAAAAUGUUGCUGUUCCAUUAAGUAAAGUACAUCCAACACCACAGCUGCAAUACUAUGUAGAAAAUUCUCAGAGUUCGGCCAUCAUGGUGGCAGAAGACUUAAGAGAUAAAGUGGACCCGAUAUCAAAACAGUUAAAUGUACCUAUUUUAGAAAUAAAACAUCCAAAAGACAUCGAGUUGGACGAAGGAAGAGCAAAGGACUUGAGCAAGUUUCUUCCGGAGACGGACAAGAAUAUCGAGAAAUCAAAUGCAUUGAUUUUGUAUACAAGUGGCACCACUGGACCUCCAAAGGGUGUUGUUUUAACUCACGAAAAUGUGUUUGUCCAGACAAAAAUCCCCGUAGAAUCGUGGGAACAUACAAAAGAAGACGUAAUUUUAAAUUCGUUACCUCUUCAUCACACACAUGGUAUAUUUUAUGCACUUCUUUGCCCAUUAUACAUUGGAUCCUGUGUGGUGAUGCUGCCAAAAUUUGAUCCAAUAGACGUUUGGAAUGAAUUAUUAAACAUAUCUGACGAAAAGCCGCAAGUGAACUGUUACAUGGCUGUACCAACGAUGUAUGUUAAAUUGAUAGAAGCAUAUAAUCAACAGUUUUAUGGAAAAAUGACAAGUAGCGUUACUCCUGAAUAUGUGAAAGCCAUCUGUCUGCAAAAAAUAAGAUUGAUGGCAAGUGGAUCUGCAGCAAUGCCUCAGCCUGUAAUGGAGAGAUGGGAAGAGAUAACAGGACACAGAUUGUUGGAGAGAUAUGGAAUGACAGAAAUUGGUAUGACAUUGUCAAAUCCAUUACAUGGAGAAAGGAUUCCAGGUUGUGUUGGUAAACCUGUCAAAGGUACCAAAGUUUGCAUACGCAGAUCCGAGAAAGAUUCGAAAGAUGGGGACGAGAGUGGUGAACUGUGUGUCAAAGGAAAUAAUGUGUUUAAAGAAUACUGGAAUAAACCAAAAGAAACCAAAGAGUCAUUUACUGAAGAUGGUUGGUUUAAAACAGGAGAUACUGUUGAAUGUAAAAAUGGCAUAUAUAAAAUUUUGGGACGUUCCUCUACUGACAUCAUAAAAAGUGGAGGAUACAAAAUCAGUGCUCUGGACGUAGAACGUCAUCUCUUGUCACAUUCCAACAUUAGAGAGUGUACAGUCUUGGGAGUUCCCGACGACACCUGGGGCGAAAGAGUGGCAGCCGUUAUCGUCACUAAAGACAAAAGUGAAAUGCCUCUCCCAGAAUUACGAAACUGGUGCAAGGAAAGAAUGUCUCCCUAUUCUGCUCCGACUUUGCUUCUUUGUCUGAAAGAAUUGCCGCGCAAUGCUCUGGGAAAAGUGAACAAGAAGGAGUUACUCAAACAGAUUUACCCUGAAUUUAAGAAACAAUUAAUAUGAGAAUUUUAUCAGUAGUAUGAUUAAUUUACUAUCAUCAAGCUGAUUUGAUGACCAGAAAUUAAAUUAAGAGUCUCAGUCAAAUGAAAACCUUAAAAUAAUUGUUUGGUUCCCUUUAUUUCAAUAUAUUUCCUAUACUUGCUACAUUCAAUACAUCCCUGGCAUUUCACUAGUACUGUACCUGGAUUUUCUGUGUGAAGCCAUUGUGCAUUGCCUCUUAAACUUUUGUUGACUUGUGAGUGAAAUUGAGGGAAGCAGGGGUCCAAAAAUAUUACUUGAAGCAAAAUCCGGGAAUA
This is a messenger RNA of Centruroides sculpturatus (bark scorpion), 3444 nucleotides long. RefSeq names its product acyl-CoA synthetase family member 3, mitochondrial-like. The record is from RefSeq and is a predicted model, not a curated record. The transcript is spliced from 6 exons. Gene Ontology annotation, molecular function: medium-chain fatty acid-CoA ligase activity. Gene Ontology annotation, biological process: fatty acid metabolic process. Bases 1442 to 3151 code for a protein of 569 amino acids. Lineage: Eukaryota; Metazoa; Arthropoda; Arachnida; Scorpiones; Buthidae.